GGAAGAAGAAGUCUGAUCAUGCGACAACAUUCAGGAUGGGUACCCAAGUGAAAGAUGUCAUCAUCAAGCCUGAUGCUCCCAACUCUCUGCUGCUGGACAAACAUGCAGACUACAUCGCUGCCUACGGCUCCAAAAAGGAUGACUAUGAGUACACGCUCUCAGAGUACCUGCGGAUGAGCGGCAUCUACUGGGGCCUGACGGUCAUGGACCUGAUGGAUCAGCUACCCAGAAUGAACCGGCAGGAGAUCAUUGACUUCAUCAAAUCCUGUCAGCAUGAGUGCGGAGGCAUUAGCGCCAGCAUUGGACACGACCCCCACCUGCUCUACACCCUCAGCGCUGUGCAGAUCCUGUCCUUGUAUGACGACGUGGAUGCGAUCGACGUUGAUAAAGUUGUAGAAUACGUCAAGGGCCUGCAGCAGGAAGACGGCUCAUUUGCAGGAGACAAAUGGGGAGAAAUAGACACAAGGUUUUCCUUCUGUGCUGUUGCUACACUUGCAUUACUGGGCAAGAUGGACGCAAUAAAUGUCGACAAAGCUGUAGAGUUCGUCUUGUCCUGUAUGAACUUUGACGGAGGUUUCGGCUGCAGACCUGGUUCAGAGUCUCAUGCUGGACAGAUUUACUGCUGCACUGGCUUCCUGUCUCUCACCGGCCAGCUGCACCAGGUGAAUGCUGACCUGCUGGGCUGGUGGCUUUGUGAGAGACAGUUGCCAUCUGGAGGUCUCAAUGGACGACCGGAGAAGCUUCCAGAUGUGUGCUACUCAUGGUGGGUUUUGGCCUCACUGAAAAUCAUCGGCAGGAUCCACUGGAUCGACAAAGCCAAGCUGCGACUGUUCAUUCUGGCCUGUCAGGACGAGGAGACGGGAGGUUUUGCUGAUAGACCAGGAGACAUGGUGGAUCCUUUCCACACACUGUUCGGAAUUGCAGGUCUCUCCCUGCUCGGAGACGAAACGAUCAAGGGGGUGAAUCCUGUGCUGUGCAUGCCAGAGGACGUCCUGCAGAGGGUCAGCCUGCAGCCGGAGCUCCUGAGCUAGCCCCCCUGACACGUUACGCACUCAUCACCACACACUCAUACACACAUCCACUCAGCAACACCCCCUACCACCACGGCAGGAUGUCUGGAGCAUAGAGAGGACCACAACACAUCUUAGUGUUAGCUGAAGUCUACAGUCAGCGUUUGAUCACCGCUCAGUGACUAUUUCGAGGACAGAUGGAGCCGCGCAGCUCUGGCAGGAUUCCUCUGAGCCAUUCAGUUUUAUUCCCUCUGCCACUCAGUUUAUUAUCAAGUCUGUUUUGUUGGUUCGGCUGCAGCAGGAGUGAGUUUGAGUAGUGAAAUCAUCGUUGCUAAAGGCCAGAAACCAUUAAGUAACAUUCCUGAACUUUUCAACUUUUCAGUGUCACUUUGAGGACAAACAUCUAAACGCAUAGGGAACUGUUGUUUUCAACACUUCCUCAGCUCCUCCUCUUGCCAAGAAAGUUAUUAUCUUAAUUAGUUUCUUUUGCCAGGAACUUGUUUUCCUCUGCUUUCUAAUCAUGUUUGUUACACGAAUGGCUGAGGGAUAUUCAGAUUUAGUUGACAGCUUGGUGCAUUUGACCGUGAAAGAGUAGACGGAUUAUGUGCGGAAGAGAUGAGCUGAGGUAGAGGAAACAUAAUGAAGUUAGGUUUGCCCCUUUCAUUAUGUUUAAACACUUGACUUACUUUUUCUUGUUUCUCGGUUCUGCCCUGUUAAUGCACGUUUUCAGAUCAAAUAACUUAUGUAUUUAAAAAGUAAGACUAUCCUGUUAACACUAGAGCAAUCGUAUGGACACUGUGAUAAUAGGCCCCAUAACUGGAAAUGCAACCUGACAACAGGACAAAGAUAGUUUUGAUCGUGUUGUUGCAUUAAAGGUAUAGUUGACAAUUCUGGAGGAAGAUCGUACAAUACGCUUUUUGUCAAAUUCAGCAAAUAUCUCCAAGUGGUCUGCCAGAUGUGUGUGUGUGUGUGUGUGUGUGUGUGUGUGUGUGUGUGUGUGUGUGUGUGUGUGUGUGUGUGUGUGUGUGUGUGUGUGUGUGUGUGUGUGUGUGUGUGUGUGUGUGUGUGUGUGUGUGUGUGUGUGUGUGUGUGUGUGUGUGUGUUAAAAAAUAAACCGGGUGUUCAUACGCAGCGUUGGAUCUUAAAUGAGAUAUACAAAGAAAGUGGCUCAGACCAAGGCAUAUAACACUAGUCCAGCCAAUCAGCAGUCUCCUUUCUCCACCACCCAUUGAACGGUAGCGAAGGCUGAUGAGACUCUUCUAUUUUUUCCCACUUUUGAUAAAAGUGUGAGAACAGAAGCGACCGCCAGUGCACAUCCAUGAAUUUGUAGGAGCCUCUGAAGGAGCAGCGUAAUUGGGCGUUAGUUCAAAUAUCAUCAAUCUUUCUCCAGAAUGACCAACUCUACCUUUUAAACAAAACCUCAGUUUACAGUUUUCAGUACAGGCAGGCAGGCAGGCAGGCAAUUAAUUUUUUGGCAGGAUUUGGAAGAAGCAGCAAGGUUUGGUGACUGGAGACACCCAGAGGUAGAACACAUGGCAGGUGUCGUAGUAGUAUAUUUAACGUCUUAUCUUCAGUCUCAGCUACACUAGUUGUUUAAAUCUUGUUACUCAGUCCAGUGUUUGUAACACAGCUGUCGGCAGAGGGGUUAGAUUUGCCCCCACACACUGCGUGUCAUGACACAUUUCCAGUCUUAAGUUUUAAUUAUUCACAAAACAUUCUGUGUGAUGGCUCUUAGACAAUUUCAGACUUAUUUUUAUUAAAUCUAUCAGAUACCUUUUCUUUUAACUAAUAUUAAUGUUGCUGCAUUGACGUCUUACUGAAUGCAAAUGUCCCCAAUUUAAGGCAUUCUUGUUAACUUGAGUGGCUUAUUAACAGCAUUACAAUGAAAGCUGAUGUCGACCAGGUUUUAAACUUUGGUUCCAAAGGAUUUGUGCAACUUUUAAGAUGAUUGAAAUCUAUAAAAAAACCUGAACUCUAACUUGAACUCGGACCUGAACAACUUGUCUUUUUGGCGUGGGGGCAAACCUAAUCUGAGAAGCUACGUACUGUUAGAAAACUGGAUGUGUGAAUAUUAAUGUAACUUAUUUGUUGUUUUGUCUGGUUUGGCAAUAAAUGUACAA
This is a messenger RNA of Scomber scombrus (Atlantic mackerel), 3130 nucleotides long. It is a transcript of the gene rabggtb, whose product is annotated as Rab geranylgeranyltransferase subunit beta. The coding region runs from base 36 to 1031 and encodes 331 amino acids. Lineage: Eukaryota; Metazoa; Chordata; Actinopteri; Scombriformes; Scombridae. Gene Ontology annotation, cellular component: Rab-protein geranylgeranyltransferase complex. Gene Ontology annotation, biological process: protein geranylgeranylation. The transcript is spliced from 9 exons. Gene Ontology annotation, molecular function: Rab geranylgeranyltransferase activity. The record is from RefSeq and is a predicted model, not a curated record.